AUGUCACCUCCAGGCUACACGCAGCCCAUUCCCCGCGGCGUCCCACCCUCCGCGGGCCUCGAGCAGGAAAAUCAGCACCUCAGACAGCUCAUCCGCGAACUUGGUGAAACGCUCCAGCAGGCGAACCAGAUCCUUGCCCAAGCUGGCCCUUUUCCUUUUCCGUCCCACCAGAGUACUUCUGUACAAGAUUCUCGUAUACAGCAUGGCUCGGUCACGUUGGGCCAUCAUGGAAUAGAGGAGACGGACUGGCGGCGAUUUCCUGUUCAGCAUGCGGGCACAGAGUGGAGCGCUCUACAGUUCUCAUCGGCCUUUCCAUCCAUUCAACCACCUCUGGGCGAUCCCGGGCCGUCUGGUAACGGCCUACCGCAAGAACCUGAUGGCAUGGAGGACUGGCUCGCCAUGAUAUCCACGCCUAAACCCGAUGAUCGUCCGGCCGGAAGCUAUAUGAAAGAGUCCUCGCCGCAGGAGCAAACAUAUGCGUCGAGGCACCUGUCAGUACCGAAACCGUCCCUGUUCUGUCAAGACAUUCUACAUUUCGAAGGUAUGAUCAAAUAUAUCAUGCUAACAGAGCCAGAGCCUGAUGUCCCUGACCGCUUGGAUAUGCUGAUUGAGAAGAUGCUUCAUACGCUUGUCUCAGAGGACUAUUGGCAUUGGACCAAGGCCUACUUCACCGAGACCCUAGCUUGGAAGCAUAUCGGUCCAAUAACGAGAUUUCGCAUUGAACCAACCAAGGAAAAUUAUGACCGCCUGCCUGUGCGAUUUCGACCCUCGCAGAUCCAGCUCACCCGAUUUCACUGGCCCAUAAUAGACUGGAUCCUCUGGCCACAGCUUCGAGAUAAGCUAAUUUUGCAGUCGGCAGAGUACGAUUUGACCGACUUCAUUUCCACCAUCAUCGCGGGUUACUGCUUGGAAGCCGAGAUCACCGAGGAAAUGGAAGAAGACAGUCAUGGAUAUGGAACGACCAGGCCGGCUGUCAGGAGUCAAGGCAAUUUAACGCACAUGUCACAACCCAGAACUCGCAAAAAGUUAGUCUACUAUCGAUUACAAGAGUAUCUGGAAUACACCCAACAACUUCCCGUCGAGACCACCUUGACAGAGAAGAGAACGCAAGGAGCUUUGGUAUCGGAUGUGCUGGAAGCCAAAUUCUUGUCCGCGCUGCAGGCUGACCAAUACCCUUUCAAGCUCGAACCUACUGUUUUCGAACGGUUUCCUUCGCUUUACGUCGAGGAAGCGGUCACACAUGGGGUUUACAGAUCCAUUUUCAGCCCUCACGUCGAGUCGACACGGUCUCGCGCAAGUGGGUGA
Messenger RNA from Fonsecaea nubica, 1305 nucleotides. RefSeq lists its product as hypothetical. The transcript is spliced from 2 exons. Bases 1 to 1305 code for a protein of 434 amino acids. The record is from RefSeq and is a predicted model, not a curated record. NCBI's taxonomy places the organism in Eukaryota, Fungi, Ascomycota, Eurotiomycetes, Chaetothyriales, Herpotrichiellaceae.